GCGGCUGCCGAUACUCGGACGAGGGGCGGUUAAGGGUGCCGACGGUGGCGGUGAAGGGGCCCAGGGGAUGCAGGUCGUCGACUCGCACAUACUUAUACACGCGCGCGCACGCAAUCGCGCCGCCGCCUUCAUAAACGCGCGCGCGGUCGAGGCCAGUGUUGUCGUGUAAUACGCGUACUACGCACCGCCGCCGCACGAUCAGACGUCGAGCGCUGUCCAUCCGCCCCCGACCGCGAGGCAUCGUUAGGGAUCCUCAGCCAUGUCGUCAGCAGCCGCGUCAGCCGCCACCGAUGACGACGACGAGCAUCAGAGGCAGCCGCUGCCCGCCGACCCGGACUGGCUGUCAGGCGUCAUCAGCCGGCUGAUCGGCCGGCCGCGAGACGCGGUCACGGUGAUCUGUGACCGGACCAUCGCCACGCCCGCGGUGUCCGACCCGCACAACGUGCUCAGCUCUAUAGUGGCAGUGCACAUUGUGUACGCGGUGGACGGUGUCCCGGGCACUGACUCACUGGACGUGGUCAUCAAGAGCUUGCCGCAAGAGCCCUACUCCAGGGCGUUCGUGCUUGAGGCCCAGUUCGACUACAGAGAAGUUCACUUUUAUAACACGGUAUUAUUUGAGUUAAGAAAUCUCGAAGAAGAUGUGCUAACAAAUCACAAUCGUUCCGCGAUUGGUGACAUGCCAGUUGCCAAAUGUUACUUUGCUGGUAUGAAUGCCAGUGGUAAGGACGAGUCGAUGUUAGUAUUGGAAAACUUAUCCAAACGUGGAUAUACAGCAGCCAACUUCUCCGCUGGACUGACAUACACAGAAGCCAAACUCGCUCUCCGUUCUAUAGCUCGAAUCCACGCCACAUCUCUUGCUUUAAAACUUAAGCACGGGCCGCUCACCGAACGUUGGCCGUUCUUAUUCCAAACAUCCCGUGCUACACUAUCUUACCAAGCACUCGUCGAACGGGGAAUGCCACAAUUACACGUUUUCCUACGAUCUAAAGGGCCUCAAUACGACACUUUAAUCAAUACACUUAGAUCUCUAUGUCGUGUCACUAAACAAAUAAUCGGAUCGCUAAUGAUACCUAAAGAACCAAUGGGGUUGAUGACGCACACAGACUUUUGGUGUAACAAUUUAAUGUUUGGAGAACAGGACCAAUGUGUAAUACUAGACUGGCAAAUGAUAUCCUAUAGUAGACCAACCAAUGAUGUCGCACUUUUGCUUGUAAGUAGUUUGUCAACUGAAACCAGACGAAAUCAUUCAAAUGAGUUGGUAGACAUCUACUGGAAAGCUUUAACAACGCAUGCGAGUAAAUUGGGCGUAGACAUAGAAGGACAACUCGAAUACAGCCGAUAUGACUUGGAUGAAGACAUGAAGGAAUCAAAGUUAUUAGCAGUACUUUUGUGUAUAGGUUCAGUGGACGUUGCUUUAGGCAAUGAAGAAACUGAACAAAGAUUACUAGACCUGUUGACCGAUCUACAAGCUGAAGAAAUCUUCAAUAGACAUUUAACUGAAAUUUCAGCAUAGUAUUUAUUCUAUUUUAUCUUUGUUUAUUAUGUAUUUCUCCUUUCUCAAUUAAUACAUUUAGAGCUUUCACACUAUAUAUAAUAUAUAAAGAAAAAUAUACUUGUUAAUUAUAAGGGUUUUAUUUCACUUUUACUUUUAAUAUUAGUUCUGCAAAUUCAGAUGGCUCUUGAGGUAAAUGUAAUUUUUUUUAAAGUGUUAAGAAUUUAUGAAUUAUAUUAAUAUUAGAAAAAUAUUGCUAAAGCUAAAUCAACAUAUUAAUUUUAUUUCAUGUACUGAACUUUAAAAAGCCUUAAUUGUUAGCAUAACCUUAACACGGUAUGUAUAGUAAUUAAUUUAUUAUUAGAACUAUAGCUCAAAACAAAUGUAUAAACAUUAAACAUGUUAUGUUUUUCUUUUUAAAACCAGUUUUUACUGAUUCUUUACAUUUUGACAUGUUAAAAUUAUGUUGCCUAAAUUAAUGUAACGGUGCUGUCCAUACUACUCGUAUUAUGUGAUUUUACUUACUAUAGUAAUAAUAAACAUUAUUGAUUAUAAAUUAUAAAUUAAUAAUUAUUUUUUAAGUACCUUUGAGUUAUAAGGUACUAUAAAAGUAUAUACAUACAAUAAAAAAUAUUCAAAUAAUGUUUGUGUAAAGAUAUGAAGUACUCACAAAAAAUGGUCAAAAAGCAUAUUUUUAAUUAAAUUCUACAAAUUUAGUGAUUACAAAACUUUUAAUACACAUUUAAACAUUGAUAAUAAAACAAUAGAUACCAUUCCCAUUGUAAAUGUUUUAAAAUAAAGUAAUGAAAAUAUUACUUUUAUAUUUAUAAGAUAAAAUACAAUUCACAUAUACUCCUCUGUUAUAACUUCAAUCCCAGGGACAAAUUAAAGUAAAACAAUCUCAAGUCUAAAAUAUUUAAUAAAACCAUUAAAAAAAAUAUAAAAAUAAUUUUGAACCCUCAAUUCUAUAAUUAAUAAUUAAUAUAAUUAGGCUAUAUCAAUUGGUUCACAAAUUGUGAAAAAAUAUAAAAAUAUAAAUUAGGUACUUAUUUAAUUACCAUAAUAUUUUUUUUAAUUGAACCAUAAUGGCAUAAUAAUAAUAAUAAAUAAUGUAUAAUAGUUUUAAGUUAAAAAUAAUAAUUGAGAAGUAAAUA
Metopolophium dirhodum (rose-grain aphid) is the source of this 2646-nucleotide messenger RNA. RefSeq lists its product as uncharacterized. Bases 260 to 1513 code for a protein of 417 amino acids. The record is from RefSeq and is a predicted model, not a curated record. NCBI's taxonomy places the organism in Eukaryota, Metazoa, Arthropoda, Insecta, Hemiptera, Aphididae. The transcript is spliced from 2 exons.